AAAAAAAAAAGAGAGAAUAGAGAAAAGGAUUGUGGAUGGGUCCUAGGUUUUGGCCUAAGCAAUUACAUUAAUCGUGGCAAUAUUUGCCAAUUUGGGGAAGCAAAGGAGGGAAGCAGCAAAUGUUAACAGUAUCCCUAUAAGAUUAAUGUUCACCAGUUGAUACCAGUGGUUAUUCCCAGAUGACAGAGUAGGGGGUAAUAUUUUGUGUUUCUCUUUGUACUUAUCUAUGUUAUCUGCAUUUUUACAACAAAGGCAUUUCAUUUUGACAUAAGCAUAUGAAUUCAUUUUUUAAGAACAACUAUUUUUCAGAUAGCAUGAAGAAUGGGAACGAGUUGGAGGCAGUUUUCGAGAUGUCUACAGACCAAGAUGAGGGAGGCAUUACCGUGCUGUAGAAAGCUCCCAGACUUUGGAGUCAGAAAGCCAGUUUAACCUCCAGAUUUGCCAAACAUAAACUAUGUGGUCUGGAUAAAUCACUUAAAUUUGAGUGGUUCUCACAUACGUAAAUAGGAUAUACUAGUCUCUCAAGAAAGUUGGACGCAGUUUGUCCCUGUCGGGCUCUGCCGACCCGGGGACUGGAGGCGGGUGUGCGGUGUUAGGCGUGGAUGCCUGCUGGAGAUCCUAGCAGGGAUGGGAGGUAGGCAGUGGGCCGUACAGUUCUGGAGUUCAGAGAAGUAGAAGCAAGAGAGAUGCUUUCGAGAGUUAUCAGCUUAUAGCAGGAUUUGUAGAUGAGAUCAUCAGGGAGUAGGUGCAGGAAAAGAGAAGAAAUUCAAGGACAGACCUGGGCCGACUCUAACAGGUCAGGGUGAAAUCAGGAGGGACCAACACACUCUUCCCUCUCACAGACUGCCCCCACUCCACCCCACACUCCUCCUCCCUACACCUUCAUCUGCUUAGCAUCUACUCAUUCAGAUCUCAGUUUAUACGUAAUAUCGCUUGUAUUUUAAUUUAUUCAGCAUACUGUACUGGGAUUAAGUGGUGAACAGAUAUUUAGUCUUGGCCUUCCUUGAGCUUAUCUUCUAUUGGGCCAGACAGCCGAUAAACAAGGAAACAAGGAGGCAAAUAAACAGGUACUUACAGACUGAUCGUCUAACAUCCCGAGGGAAACAAGCGGGAAGAGGAGACUGGGCAGAACCAGAGGAGGUCUCUUUAGACGGGAUGAUCAGGGAAGAUCUCUCAGCGUCAUUGAUCACCGUGCUGAGCUCGGAAGUAUGAGAUGUGUGGGAAAGAGAAUUGGAAAGGGCUUGGUCUGCUUGAGGACUGACUUUCCUGACUCCCAGGCUUGGCCAGGUUCCCUUUGCUCUACACUCUCAUCACACUCAGAGUGACUGGUGAUUUGAAUUGAGCUGAACUCUUGAUUUGGUUAUAGGUCCAGUCAACUAACAUUUCCUGAGCAGGAUUAAAUUACAGCAAGACUGCUCUGCAAAGUUACUGCUGGAGGAUACAAAGAAAGAAAUUUUAGAACUAGGAUGACUGGAGGUCUGGGUUGGGCAAGUUGGGUCAUUUGCCAACACAGGGCUGUGCUCAGUCUCACCCUCUCCCUUCCCCAUCCUCCUUUCUCUUUUGUCUAGGGAACGGUGACAGAAGGAAAAAGGAUGAUUGCCCCCCACCUCUCCACUUGAGGGCGCUGUCACACCGGUGUUUACUGGCGGGAGACUAGGCAGAGCUGGUUCUCGGCCCCUGGGAUUGCCGGGCUGGUGAAGAGGCCAGGCUGUCUGAAGAGGUGCAGCGCAUUUCAGUGGCUCUCUUUGAAAAAGCCCAGCAAGAUGUCGGAGCUGUUCUCAGUCUUCCUCCACCUCCUUCUCUUCAAGUUGGUUGCCCCGGUAACCUUUCGCCACCACCGCUAUGAUGACCUUGUGCGGACGCUGUACAAGGUGCACAACGAAUGCCCCCAGAUCACGCGGGUCUACAGCGUCGGGCGCAGCGUGCAGGGGAGACACCUCUACGUGCUGGAAAUCAGUGACUACCCUGGAAUCCAUGAGCCCUUGGAACCGGAAGUCAAGUACGUGGGAAACAUGCACGGCAACGAGGUGCUGGGCCGUGAGCUGCUGCUGCAGCUGUCCGAGUUCCUGUGCGAGGAGUUCCGCAACGGGAACCAGCGCGUCGCGCGGCUCGUGCAGGACACGCGCAUCCACAUCAUGCCGUCCAUGAACCCCGACGGCUACGAGGUGGCGGCCGCCCAGGGCCCAAAUUCGUCCGGGUAUCUGGUUGGCAGGAACAAUGCAAAUGGAGUGGACCUGAACCGAAACUUCCCUGACCUCAAUACCUACAUCUACUACAAUGAGAAGUACGGCGGUCCCAACCACCACUUGCCCCUUCCAGACAACUGGAAGAGUCAGGUGGAACCCGAGACGCAGGCGGUGAUCCAGUGGAUGCGCUCCUUCAACUUUGUCCUUUCAGCCAAUCUCCACGGAGGGGCGGUGGUGGCCAAUUACCCAUACGACAAGUCCCUUGAGCAUCGGGUCCGAGGCUUCCGCAGCACUGCCAACUCCCCCACGCCUGACGACAAGCUUUUCCAGAAGCUGGCCAAGGUCUACUCCUAUGCACAUGGAUGGAUGCACCAGGGCUGGAACUGUGGGGAUUACUUCCCAGACGGCAUCACCAAUGGGGCUUCUUGGUAUUCUCUCAGCAAGGGAAUGCAAGACUUUAAUUAUCUCCAUACCAACUGCUUUGAGAUCACGCUGGAACUGAGUUGCAACAAGUUUCCUGGCCAAGAGGAAUUACAGAGGGAGUGGCUGGGUAACCGGGAAGCCCUAAUCCAAUUCUUGGAACAGGUUCACCAUGGCAUCAAGGGAAUGGUGCUUGAUGAGAAUUAUAAUAAUCUUGCCGGGGCUGUCAUUUCUGUCAGUGGGAUUAACCAUGAUGUCACUUCAGGUGACCACGGCGAUUACUUCCGGCUGCUGCUUCCAGGUACCUACAUUGUCACUGUCACAGCACCAGGGUUUGACCCAGAGACAGUGAGUGUGACCGUGGGUCCUGGGGAACCAGUACUGGACGGUUCUGCAGCUCCUCCACGCCCAGAAUCUCCCGCACUUGUCAGUCACAAGCAUCCUUCCAUCUGCGUGCCAUGGCCAGAAGGGAAGAAGUUGCAAUGCAGAGCCGAAAGGAUUCACUGGGGAGAGGACAGUCAGAGAGAGAGAGGACGCAUUAAUGCACGUGGAAAUUUGGAGUUUGAGAAUCCAUACUAACUCUAUCAUUUCUACUAUCUAUAUUGCCAAACAAUUAUGGCAGAAGGUUUGGUUCUGAAGGGCUGAGACACCCAUUGACAUGCCUGAGCACGGCACCUGUGAGUCACCCCGGCGGCAUAAAGGGGGUUAUUACAGCACCAUCAGCCACAGCUCUUGUCCCAAGCAGUAAUAUUGGUGAAAUCAUGACUUGAUGUGUAGAUAUAACUUUUUUCAAAUACAUAUGAAAUUAAUGUAGAUUAAGUUCAUCCAGCCACACGCCGUGUAUCACCUGCGAUCACGUACCGAUUUGGGGGGAAUAUUAGCCAGGUCUCUAUGACACCACUGGCACCGCUCCGGGUCAUUGCUGUAAUAAGUCUCCCUAGCUUCCUGCCCUCAGAACCCAGAACUGUGGCGAAAGAGGGGCCAGACUGGUCUCCUCGCUUCUGCUUCCCCC
Lemur catta (Ring-tailed lemur) is the source of this 3618-nucleotide messenger RNA. It is a transcript of the gene CPN1, whose product is annotated as carboxypeptidase N subunit 1. The record is from RefSeq and is a predicted model, not a curated record. The transcript has 10 exons. Bases 1764 to 3185 code for a protein of 473 amino acids. Gene Ontology annotation, molecular function: zinc ion binding; metallocarboxypeptidase activity. Lineage: Eukaryota; Metazoa; Chordata; Mammalia; Primates; Lemuridae. Gene Ontology annotation, biological process: proteolysis.